CUGUCGCCCGUUCCCUCCAGGAGAAACGCCAUUGUUGCCCACAAACCAACUCUCCGACUCUUCGUUCCCGUCGCUCCCCUUCCCGCUUUUUCCAUUAUUGUCUAUCGCGUCGUCUCCGGCUGCAGCUCCGUCCGCCGUUGCACGUCUCGCGUCCGUCUUUCGGCUUCAGCGCCACUGCCAUUGACUUUCUGCCCUACGCGAUCGAAUCCGGCCCCAGCUCGCCCGCUUUCCUUCCUCGCCCGCGCCGCCUUUGCGCCAGUGGAUCGCCUUGACUCGAUCAUCUGUGCACUGGCAGGACUCGUCGUUUCAAGCGACAUCCUGCGCGGUGUGGUCACUUACACGGCUUGGUGACUUGCCAUGGCAACCGUUUGAACAACUUUCACCAUUUUCGGUUUGCGGCCAACUUUUGCAGGUCAAUUCACCCGAAGUUCCUUGUUGGGCGCGCUGCCUCAGAGAAAGCGUCUGCAUGCCAAACUUGUUUUCCUGGCGGCGACUGGGGGGCGUUAGACAGCCUUUUUACUGCUCGGCCUGCAAAAGCAGCCUCUGCAUAUAAACUAUACGCCCACCACUUUUCUGCUCUCGUCUCCGAGACCGGGGCUGUACCUGGCCGCCUCUACCACUACAAUAUUGCCGACAAUGGACGGCAACACCGACCCGGAGACGCUGUACACGAAGCAGAACUGCAUUGGCGGGGGCUCUUUUGGCAAGGUCUACAAAGGUGUCGACAAGCGUACCGGCCAGACGGUCGCGAUCAAGAUCAUAGACGUCGAGAACGCCGAGGAUGAGGUGGACGAUAUCAUCACAGAGAUCAGCAUCUUGUCGGAGCUGCAGUCGCCCUACACCACGAAGUACUAUGGCAGCUUCCUCAAAGGCAGCGACCUCUGGAUUGUCAUGGAGUUCUGCGCGGGCGGCAGCUGCGCAGACCUCAUGAAGCCGGGGCCCUUGGGUGAAGAAAGUAUCAGCAUAAUUCUCAGGGAACUCCUGUAUGGACUUGAGUAUCUGCAUGGGGAUAACAAGUUACAUAGAGACAUCAAAGCUGCAAACAUCCUGCUUGGUGCGAACGGGCAGGUAAAGCUUGCGGACUUUGGCGUUUCUGGACAACUGUCACAAACGAUGACCAAGAAGAAUACGUUUGUUGGUACCCCGUUCUGGAUGGCCCCCGAGGUGAUCAAACAAUCCGGGUAUGAUCAUAAAGCGGACAUCUGGUCCUUGGGAAUCACAGCUUUGGAACUGGCCAACGGCGAGCCACCGUACUCAGACAUCCAUCCAAUGAAGGUCCUUUUCUUGAUUCCAAAGAACCCUCCUCCCUCCCUGGAAGGCAACUGGAGCCCUGCUUUCAAAGACUUUGUGGAGCGGUGUGUUAAGAAGGAACCGAGAGAGCGACCGUCCGCGAAGGAGCUCUUGAAACAUCCGUUCAUACGUAAGGCGAAGAAGUUUCAAUACCUGACAGAGCUCAUUGAGCGUUAUGAAAGGUGGCAGGUCACGCACAAAGAUAAGAUGCAGGACAGCGAGGACGAAGAGUAUUCGGAGCCAGAGAAGCCAAGCCCAUCAAGUGAAGAUUUAUGGGACUUCGGCACAAUAAGACCCACUGGCGGUACUAGAUCACAGGGAUUAAAAGCAAUGAACGACGCGGCAGCAAAUGCUAGAAGCGGUUCUACCCCACCAAACGAGACGGGAAGUCCAAGAAAAAGCGGGAGAAGCGAUGUUGAAAAUCAGCAGAGAAGGGUUCCGUCAGGAAAUACAAUUCGCGCGUCAAAGCCACCUCCAGGAAUGGCCAGUCCCCCAAGCCUCAGUCCAACACGAAAGCCAGUGCCUUCACCAGCAAAUGCACCAUAUUCACCCAGUGCAGCGGCGAAGAUUCCUCUGCCACCUAGUCCGCAAAAGGCGCAGCAAAGUUCAGUGCGGUCUGCGCAUCAGAAUCAUAGCUCGUCGACGAAGCAGCAGUUGCCUCCUCUGCCCCCGCAAAUGAAGCCUUUAACUUUUGACUUGUCCAACAAUGAACCAGAAGCUGUGACUCGCGAUUUUGCCGUGACAGAAACCAGUAAUACACCAACGCAGCCGGGUUCAUCAAGCACAAUCGCGGCACCAGUGUUGACAGCUUCUUUAGCGCCAGCUGUUGAUCUGCACUCUCCAAACAUACGACAGUCAUCACCGCUAUCGUCGACACCUAUGACGCCAAAGAGGGAGCAGUUAACGCAACAAAAACCAUUCCCACCAAUGCCCCAGCAACCCUUGCCAUCAUUCACAUCCCAGUCACCAAUCUCUCCAAUGAUUCAACGAAAAUCGACUCCUGGGCAACAGGGAAUACCAGCCGACCAUCCAAAGCAGCAGCAACGGCGGCGAUCCAGCGCUUCUCGACCAUCGCUCGAUCUUGUAUCAAGUGAUCCAAGAAGAUCGUCUGCAAUUCCAGGAAACGAAAUUCGACCAGGAACCGCGCAAAGCCCACUUCGACAGCCAAAUCUAAUAAGUUCCUCGGCGCCCUUUAGUCCGUCUCUGGAUAUCCCUUUCCGAAAGGAUAUAACAACACCUCCAGCGUCCAUGCCACCGUCUUUAACGUCGUCCACUAGUUCAUUGUCUUCGCAAACUGUGAUGACCCCUCAGCUACCUCAGCAGACUGCAGAAGUGACCGCCUUGAAUUCAGUCGUUAUUCCAGCGCUGGAGGCAGCGCUCCACCGGCGUGCAUACAACAUGAAUAGCAUGAUACAGGAAGGACUGCAAGGAGGCAAUGGGGGGCAUCGCAUGACGACGCAAGAGAUGCAAAAGCUCCAGCAGGGACAUGAAAAUGUGAGAAGAUUGGUUGGACGGGCAAUACGAAUGAUGAGCGAGAUCGAUGACGCCGACGCGAGAGCACCCGUAGGCAUGGGUGGAGGUGUCGAAGGCUUCCUGGAAGGCUUCUUGGAAGAAAUUCUAGUGCGUGUAGAAGCAGUCGAAGACGAAGGAGAGGAAUUAGGAGCGACUACGCAGAGAUAAUGGCUGAUGAGACAAUGACGACCGACGCUUUUUUUUUCUUUUGUGAAAAUUGCAUACGACAAGACCAAGUACAAUGUCAGGAAUGCAAUAUGGAAAAUAGGAGGCUGCAACAAAUAAGCAUAAAUUUUCGUACAAGUUAUUGUACUCAUGCGCUGUAAUUUCUUGAUGGCAUUUUGAGGCAAAGAUACCUGCUAUACGAAUUCCUCACGAUGUAUAGGAUAGUCUGAAAAUCGCAGAACGCAAGGCAAGACAACGAUAAGGAAAACUAGAGAACGACCGUCAGGGUUUGAUCAUGCUUUGCCGUUUAACGACUUCAGUUUCACGAACGGGCAGAUUGUUAGCCUUGUCGCAGAGGCUAGAAAUGAAGCUAUGACUACGACAAGAGAAAAGGAACUAUCAGAAUGACAACUGCCGUCAGAAUUAAUAUGGCCCAAGCUCCUACUACAGCCAACACAGCAUCCACUUCCAACCUCAGCUGAGCGCAGAAACGAG
Molecule: messenger RNA, 3462 nt
Organism: Verruconis gallopava
Lineage: Eukaryota; Fungi; Ascomycota; Dothideomycetes; Venturiales; Sympoventuriaceae
Exons: 3
Coding region: 637-2970 (777 amino acids)
Biological process (GO): protein phosphorylation
Molecular function (GO): protein kinase activity; ATP binding
Source: RefSeq, a predicted model, not a curated record